Molecule: messenger RNA, 1218 nt
Organism: Lineus longissimus
Lineage: Eukaryota; Metazoa; Nemertea; Pilidiophora; Heteronemertea; Lineidae
Product: mesencephalic astrocyte-derived neurotrophic factor homolog
Exons: 4
Coding region: 235-804 (189 amino acids)
Biological process (GO): neuron projection development; dopaminergic neuron differentiation
Cellular component (GO): endoplasmic reticulum
Source: RefSeq, a predicted model, not a curated record
CAUGCUGAAUAAGCAGACUACACAUUCGUUUUCUCCUAGUAUUUACCCUAUUUAUUGCCGACAGUACAGUCAUAAUCACUCUGACUGUUCAGUCAUCAUUCAUCACAAUAUACAGACGACCUGAAGACGCAGUUUGGUGGAUUUCUUUUAUUGAAUAAGUUAGAUAUCGCUGUUUGAAAAGGAGUGUGAUUUCUCUUUUCUUGUCAGAACUUUCAGUUUCAGAAAAAUCCUAAAAUGAACUGGUCAGGAUAUCUGAAGUGGUGGUCAUGUACCGCCCUGCUUGUCUGUGUCAUGUUCACGCAAGUGUACGGCUUGAAACCAAAGACGGAGGAGAACUGUGAAGUAUGUGUGAAGUUUGUUACCAAAUUUAUGGCUGGCCUUCCUGAUGAUGAGAAGUAUAACCAAGAAAAGAUUGAAAAAAGACUUAUCGAAACGUGCAAGACAAAGAAAGGAAAAGAUGAACGAUUUUGUUAUACUAUUGGUGCUGCAGAGACCUCUGCCACUAGGAUGUUGAAUGAAUUAACUCGGCCUGCCAGUCUAGGAAUGCCUGCUGGAAAGAUUUGUGCAAAAAUUAAUGACAAAAUGGAUAGCGUCUGUGACUUGAAAUAUGAAAAACAGAUCGAUUUGGCAUCGGUUAACUUCAGGAAAUUGAAAGUGAAAGACUUGAAGCGCAUCUUAUCUGACUGGGAUGAAAGCUGCAAAGGAUGCACAGAGAAGACCGACUACAUUAACAGGAUCAAGGAACUUAUGCCAAAACAUGAUCCAGAGGCUGCAGAGAAAUUACGCCAGAGGGAGGAAUUAUAAUGCUUAUGUUCCUUAGGAUUUUGAAUUAUGAUUUUUCAAUCAAGUUCACAUGGCUUGGGGUCAUUUCACAGCACAUGAUCUCUCCAGUAAUGUAGUCAGGUCAUCUUUUGGUUGGGAGAAUUCUGCUCUUAGACGGUAGGAAAUCCUGAUCGCCAAGCUGUACUUCCAUUGAUUGGGGUUAUGAAUUAUCGGUCAACUGUCCUGUGAAGUGGCCUGUUGGCAAGACAAAACAUUCCAUUUCAUAGCCCAACUAUCACCGCAUUGCUUUUGUUCCUUAUUUGAUGUCAAAUUUCACUUUGGGUUUGUUUUGUGUUGCCAAACCUGAGCACGGAUGGCGGGUUGUGCUUGAGAUCAAAUUCCACCAUUCAGAUUACUGGUGUGUUCAUUUACUGUUGACAAAACUGCCAUUUCCAC